Molecule: messenger RNA, 744 nt
Organism: Arachis duranensis
Lineage: Eukaryota; Viridiplantae; Streptophyta; Magnoliopsida; Fabales; Fabaceae
Exons: 3
Coding region: 1-744 (247 amino acids)
Source: RefSeq, a predicted model, not a curated record
AUGGCUAGAAAUUUUGAUGAUAUGUUUAAUGAGGCUUUGUAUGGCAAAAGAAGACGACAAGAUAACACACUCAUAGAUAAUUGGUUCGAUGAGUGUUUACUCGAAGAUUCAGAAGAAGAAGAUAUCGAUAGAAGUUCUAUCCCAAUUACUCGUAGAUGGAUCAACAGAGAUCGAGAAGCAGGACAUCAUCUCCUUUUCCAAGAAUACUUUGCAGAUGAACCGGUGUAUAAUGCUGACAUUUUCCGACGGAGAUUUCGAAUGAGAAGACAUGUGUUCCUUCGGAUAGUAGACGCUCUCUCAAACGUCUAUCCGUAUUUCCAACAGAGGGUUGAUGCAACUGGAAGAAGAGGCUUGUCGCCACUCAAGAAAUGUACCGCUGCGAUACGGAUGUUAGCAUAUGGCGUAGCAGCUGAUGCUGUUGAUGAUUAUGUGCGCAUAGGCGAGAGCACUACAAUUAAAUGCUUGGAAAAAUUUGUUGAAGGUGUCAUUUCGGUUUUCGAGGAUGGAUACUUGCGAAAACCCAAUCCAAAUGACGUACAACGCCUGCUACAAAUGGCGGAGGGUCGUGGCUUCCCUAGCAUGUCAGAUGGUAUUUAUCCUGAAUGGGCCACAUUUGUCAAAUCAAUCUCAAAGCCACAAGGGGAUAAACGCAAGUUAUUUGCACAAUACCAAGAAGGGCAAAGAAAAGAUGUGGAGCGAGCAUUCGGAGUGUUGCAAGUAGGCUAUAAACAAGAACUGAAAUGA